Erythranthe guttata (spotted monkey flower) is the source of this 3237-nucleotide messenger RNA. NCBI's taxonomy places the organism in Eukaryota, Viridiplantae, Streptophyta, Magnoliopsida, Lamiales, Phrymaceae. The record is from RefSeq and is a predicted model, not a curated record.
AUGGCUGCAGCUUAUGCAGCUUUAGUUUCUCUCACUCAUACUCUUGAUCAGAUCCUCCUCCACCCACCUCCUACCCUUGAUAUCAUUUUUGAUAAAGAUCAGAUUCAAUCUCUACGAGAUAAGGCCGAGUACAUUUUGGUAGAUUUUUUCGAAGAUUAUACAAGUAGUGGAGGCAACAAAGAGAUGGAAGGCUUGGAGACGAUGAUCGGUGAUGCAGCAUAUGCAGCAGAAUAUAUCAUUGAGUUCAAUGUGAUGAACCAAAUUCUUGGAAGAUCUGCAGCCGAUAGAGAAGAAAGCUCCAAUCUCUUGUUUGAAGGUGUAGACAUUUCAAUACAAGAGUUCCUUUUCAUUGAGAAAGAGUUGGUGAGAUUCAAGAAAGAUAUGCAACGACCUAAUAACUACUACUUAACGACAACAAAAGCUAGUUCUUCUUCUUCAUCAAGGCCUCUUCUUCUGGCCGGUGGCAAAAACAACAUGGUGGGAUUCGACAACCACAUGGAUGAAAUUAUGGGCGCUCUCUCCACCAACGAAUCUAAUCUUCGGAUCAUCUCUAUUGUUGGAAUGGGAGGCAUAGGUAAGACUACCCUUGCCACUAAUGUUUUCAACAAUCCCUUUAUUGUGGAGCACUUUCAGCUACGUGCUUGGUUUACGGUAUCCCAGGAAUAUACUGAUAAGAAGAUUCUCCUAGGCCUUUUGCAUCAGAUCAACAAUACAUAUCGAAAUGCACAUGAGAUCGUUGAUGAUGAUGAUGCAAUAGGAGACAGACUGCACAAAACUCUAUUUGGGAGGAAGUAUUUGAUAGUAAUGGAUGACAUGUGGGAUAUCAAAGCAUGUGAUAUGGUAAAAAGGUUCCUUCCUGAUAAUAAUAAUGGAAGUCGAAUCUUGGUAACUACUAGGCUGAUGAAGUUGGCUGUAGAUAUUGGAUCUUGUAGCCCUUAUCAACUGAAUCUUCUAGAAAAAUCACAGAGUUGGGAUUUACUCCGUGAAAAGAUAUUUGCAGAAGAACGUUGCCCCGAUGAAUUGGAGGGAAUUGGAAAAAGUAUUGCGACAAAAUGCAGAGGACUUCCAUUAGCCCUUGUUGUGAUUGCUGGGGUUCUUGCAAAGUCCAAGACGGAAGAACAUUGGGUGUCAAUUGAAAAAGAUGUAACUUCAGCAGUAAACAAUCAAGAUGAUGAGUCCUGCAUGAAGAUACUAUUGUUGAGCUAUAAUAACUUGCCUAUACAUCUAAAGCCUUGUUUCCUUUACUUUGCCGUGUUUCCUGAAGAUCAUAUCAUCAAAGUGGAAAGGCUGGUCAGGUUGUGGGUUGCUGAAGGAUUUAUUAGGCAGUAUGGGCAUAAAAGCUUAGAAGACAUUGGAAAGGAGUACUUGAAGGAUCUUAUUGAUCGAAAUCUCAUUUCCGUCAAUUGGAGGUCAGUUACGGGAGAAGUGACCGGCUGCAACAUUCAUGAUGUUUUAAGUAACCUAUGCAAGAGAGAAGCUCAGAAAGACAAUUUUAUUCUCUCGUUCGCAAGAAAGCUUUAUAACCCCGAUAUUUUAACUUUCAUGAAGUUCACACCACGUCUCAGCAUUAAUGAUGGAAAAUGGAAAGGGACGAAACAUAAGCCAUAUACAUCACAGAUACCUACACGGUCUUUGUUUUGCUUCUCUAAAGGGGCUUCAACUGAUUACACGGCUCGUCGGUUUCCAUUACUACGAGUAUUGGAUGUAGUUGAUAUAUAUCCCAAAGGUGAGAUUCUACAGCUGAUUAACUCAAGGUAUGUUUCUCGCAUGGGUCCGAUGAUGUUGCCGUCUUCAAUAUCCCGACUUUGGAGCCUACAAACAUUAUUUGUUGAUGGAGAGUUGAUACUGCCAGGUGAGAUAUGGCAGAUGCCCCAACUUCGACAUGUUGUGGCCAACUCUAUUAUCUUGCCCGAUCCUCCGCCUCCAGAUAAUGUCCAGAAAAUCAUACUUCUUGAAAAUUUACAAACACUUUCAGGAGUCGUAGAUUUUGAAUGCACUGAAGCGGUCAUUAAUAGAAUCCCUAAUGUGAAGAAGUUGGAAAUUGUUUGUGGGACAAUUGGGUCUAAUUGUUUAAGGAAUCUUGGACUUCUCCAUAAACUUGAAUACCUUAAUCUGAAAUUAAAUACUGGUACUAGUUGCUGUGGAGAAAUUGUCUUCCCAAGUUCACUUAAAGUGUUGGCCAAAAGUGGAUUUCAAAAGAAGGGGAAUUCACUAGACAAUACACAUUUCCCAUGUCUAGAGGAGCUACAUCUUGGAUGCUUAAACCUCAAGGAGAUCCCUUCGGAUUUUGCCGAAAUAAUACCACUUCAAGUAAUUGACUUACAUCACUAUAGCAGCAAUGACCUUUUGGCAUCUGCAAAUGAAAUAUCAAAGCAACGAGAGAACCUAGGUUACGAUGCUCUUUAUGUUACAAAUAUUAUAUUUGGAGUGCUCAAAAUUUGGGUGAAGAGAGGUAUUAAUCUUGUUGUUGGUGGUGGAGAUCCUUAUGUUGUUAUCACGAUGGGCGAUCAGAGUGUGGAGACUCGUAUUGUGACAAAUGAUGUUCAUCCUAUAUGGGAUGAGGUACUCACAAUUUACGUUUUAGAUCCUAGCCGUCCAGUUUCUCUGACAGUGCAUGAUCGCAACAAGUUGAGCAACAUGGAUAACAAGAUGGGUAAUGCAGUGAUUGAUAUUAAACCAUUAGUAGAAGCCAGUUGGGUGCAUCAAAAUGACCUUCCAAACGGUACAACAAUCACAAGAAUAUUGCCUUCAAGCUCCAAUUGCCUGUCUAAAGAAAGUUUCAUUGUCUUGAAAAAUGGGAGAGUAAUGCAGGACAUGUGCCUGAAAUUGGAAAAUGCCGAAUGUGGCCAAGUCGAACUUCAGCUCUGGAGAGAAGCUCAGAAACAUAAUUUUAUAAUCCCUUCAAAACUGGUAACCACAAUGCUUAACCAGAUCCGCCUCAGAAUUAAUGGUGGCCAAUGGAAAGAUAUGACACUAACGGCAUCUAUUCGGUCUUUCUUAACCUUCUUUUCUGUGAAUUUGUCUACUUAUACUGCUCGUGGGUCUCCGUUACUACGGGUAUUGGAUGUGGUUGAUAGAUAUGUCUCUUGCACGGGUUUGAUCUUUAUGUCGUCGUUUAUAUUAUCCCGACUUUGGAGCCUACAAACCUUAGUUGUUGGUGGAGAGUUGACUCUCCCUAUUGAGAUAUGGCAGAUCCUCCUUCACGUGGCGAAACAAUCACAAUGCUUGAAAAUCUAA